CUCAAAAUGGCCUCAUGAGAUGAUGAGUUUCGCCAAACAGAUGUUAAAUACUAUUUGUUAUCAGAGCACCUAAAGUGUGGUUCUCUAUUCAUGUAUGCACAUGUAGUUUUCCUUCUGGUUUGAAUACAUUUGUAAAAAGAUGAAUCCUGACCCAGCCAACAACAACAAUGAUAAUUUACCAAAUAACAACUUGCUGAAUAAUGGUGGCAAUGUUGGACAGCCUCGGGGGACAGCCCCUGGGAGAGGCCAAGGAAACCCCAUUCUUCACAUUCGAGACAGACUGUUUCAUGCACUGUUCUACAGAAUUGCAAUCACAUAUGCAAGAGCCUUUCCUCGGUCAGUGCGAAGAAUUGUGGAAUUUGCUAUUUUACUCAAGGCAUUGGCAGUGCUCGGAAUCCUUGUGUAUAUUCACAUAGCUUUUGCGAGGACACCAAUCAACUGUUUGCAACAUGUUCAGAAGACGUGGCCGCGGCAUGGCAUUCUCCGGGUGGAGAUUGUGAAGAAUGCCUCAGAUAACUACAGUAUUAACAACUCUUACGAGAAGGAAUAUUCUGACUUCACCAUUCGCCUUGAAAAUGGAGAACUCAAAGUGGUGGACGUUGCCGACACGUCUUGGAACCAGUCUGAAAAGACGAAGGAAGGUUCCGCCAUGCAAGGGAAUGUGACGUUUGAAAAUGCCUCUAUCUAUGACAAUCCCGUGAAGGAACUGGAAGGUGAGGUGUUGGUGGAUAUGAAUUCGACAAUGGACCGAGACAAGGCAGAACAGAUGCCGGAUGAAGGACAAGCUGAAUCUCUGCAGGAGACGCUUUCUGAACUGGAAAUGCUCGCUAAAGCAGUGUGGCCAGAGGAAAAAUAUAUUGUAGAAUAUGCUCUGGAAUACGGUUUCCUGCGACUGUCUCCUAAAACUCGUCAGAGAUUGAACAUAACUGUCAUGUUGGUCACUCUUGAUCCUUUGAAAGAUGAAUGUUUUGGCGAUGGUUUCAGUCGCUUCUUGCUCGAAGAGUUUCUCGGAUAUGAUGAUAUUCUCAUGUCAAGUAUUAAGCAGUUGGCAGAGCAGGAAGAGAAUAAAGGCUUCCUGAGGAACGUGGUAACUGGAGAACACUACAGGUUCGUCAGUAUGUGGAUGGCAAGAAGUUCCUACAUUGCAGCGGCAUUCAUUAUGCUUGUCUUUACUGUAUCUGUGUCAACUCUGCUACGAUAUUCACACCACCAGAUAUUUCUAUUCAUUGUUGAUCUUCUCCAGAUGUUAGAAAUGAAUGUGACCGUCGCUUUCCCAGCCGCUCCACUCCUUACCGUUAUACUGGCUCUAGUUGGCAUGGAAGCCAUAAUGUCUGAAUUCUUCAAUGACACCACCACAGCUUUCUACAUCAUCCUCAUUGUGUGGAUUGCAGACCAGUACGAUGCCAUCUGCUGUCACACAAACAUUAGCAAGAGGCACUGGCUUAGAUUCUUUUACCUCUAUCACUUUGCGUUCUAUGCCUACCACUACAGAUUUAAUGGACAGUACAGUGGAUUGGCUCUCUUCACCUCCUGGCUUUUUAUACAGCAUUCAAUGGUGUACUUCUUUCAUCACUAUGAACUACCGGCCAUCCUGCAGCAGGCGAGAAUCCAGGAAAUUCUGCAGAACCCUCAAAACCAAGAUACCCAGAACAACAACCCACAGCAAAAUGGCGACGCUCAGAAUGCAGGCCAGCAGCAAGCUGCCAACGACGCUGCGCCGAAUGCUACCGGCGAUGCUGCAGUCGCUGGAGACCAGGCACAGGUAGCCGCUGGCGACGUAGUACAGAAUGGUGACGCGUCUGCGGUCAGUCCAAACACUCCUGCAGCAGGGAGGGUGCAGGGAUUGCUGAAUGGGCAGAACAUCGAAGGAAACGUGAACGAGCUGUUGUCGGCGUUGAACACCAACAUUCCACCGUUUGUGAGAAAUGCGGGUAACACGCCAAACAACAACAACAAUUUCCGGGUUCAGGUGUACACGCCAAGCAGCUUCAUCAGAAUGUUUCUGAGGUUCCGUAGGCCUGCAGCUCAGGCCACGCCCAUGGAGAUACAGGUGAACGUGCAACAGAAUCAGAGUCCUCCAGAACAGAGCGACCAGUCCGGGAAUGCACAGUCUGGACAGGAGCAGACCAGUCACGUUGCCCAGCCAGAAUCUACUACCAAUACUGGGAAUGGCCAGUCAGAAUCUAAAACCAUUACUGGGAAUGGCCAAUCAGAAACCACUACCAGUACUGAGAGUAGCCAAUCGGAAACCACUACCAGUACUGAGAGUAGCCAAUCAGAAAUUACUACCAAUACUGAGAGAAGCCAAUCAAAAGCUACUUCAGAUAUUGAGAAUAGCCAAUUGAAAACUACUUCAGAUGAAAUUAGCCAAUCGAAAAUUUCUACAAAUGUGGAGACUAGCCAGUCAGAAAUGACAUCAAAAGAUGUUGAUCACCGGUCUACUACUGACCAGUCGGUAACAAAUUAUUUUACGGAAAAAUCGGCAACAAGUGAAUUUAUUGAUCAGUCAGCAUCGAGGAAUAUUAGUGUCAUAUCAGCAACAGUUGGUGCUGCUAAUCAGUCAGCAUCUGACAGGUCAAAAAGUAGUGAAUAUAAUCCUAUGCAAGAUACUGCAGGAAAUGUUACUCUUGAUCAUGCGUACUGUCAGUCCAUGCAGACGGACAGCAGCCAAUAUUACAGUAGACAACAGACAGAACAGUCUGUGAUAGAAGAGACCAACGUUAGUAAUAGUGACCAAAGAAUAGCGUCUAACAGCAAUCCUCCAGGAUUUUCAAGACAGUCUUUAACUGUAGAUGCCAGUAGCAGUAGUGUUGUUGUUAAGGAGUCUGCUGAUGCCGACACUGUAGAUUAUAGAAACACUGUAGACUGCAGAAACAUGAAUUCAGUUGUAGAACUGGCUGCGGUUUCUUCUGUAAGUGGCAGUUCAGUACAGGAUGACAUGAAUGCCGAUUUGACAGAUUGUUGUAAUACUGUUUCUGAAGUGAACUCUGGGAAUACAGAUCAGACGUGUAAAACCACUCCAAAUAGUGAUUCCCAAGUCCAGUUGCCAGUCAACCGGUAAGCUGAUAAAGAAGGGGAUGAAGUGAGAAAAGUAUUUACUGACAAAAAAUGGAUUUAGUUGUAAAACUGGCUACGGUUUCUUCUGUAAAUAGCUCCUCACAAUAGGAUGAUCAUGUGAAUACUGAUUUGAAAGAUGUUUCAUAUAUAAGUUUCGGAAAUAACUCCUGAGAAUACAGAACAGGCGUGUAAAAACCACUCCAAAACUGUGAUUCCCAAAUUCAGAUGCCACUUAAUCAGUGUCACUGUGAGCCAAUUGUAACGAAGGGGCUGAAAUGAAGCCAAAAUGUUAUAUUUAUAUCUGGGGGCAGAUUGAGCAGUGGGAGCACUGACCGAGGUAUCCUGGCAGUGAAGAGGCCCAUGGCUAGGUCCGGAUAUGGAAAAUUAUUGAUUAAAGGGCUCUAAAACUCAGGCUGGGUAAAGCUCAGCAGUACAACCAGUCCUGCUCCAGAUGGUAUUGAUGCACGAUGACUUGGAUAAAGAUUUUAGUGUUUUCUUUAGUGAACUGGUACACAAUGAGAUGUCAUCAUUCCUUUAUGUCAAAUCUUGGUGGCUAGAUUCGCUUGUGUUUUAUUGGUUUUUCUUGUGGAAUUUAAUUAAGGGCUUUUUUUUCUCCAAUUAUAUGGAUUUAAAAAAAAAAAAAAAAUUGCCUACUUAUUUAUACACUAAAUUAAAAAAAACAUUAACAGAAAUAGACUUAAUAUUUUUUAUGUAAGUAUAAAGACAUUUUUGCAUCAUAUCCAGAAAAUUUGCAUAUUAAAACUCAAAAUAGUGCCCGCUUCAAGAAAGAUGAAUUUCGAUUACAAAGGUAUUACCUUGGUGACACUAUGACAAUAAACAAUUCCAAGACGAAACGAACAAUAGUGCCUUUGUCUCUUCUUUCCUGUUGUGAGAUUUGAACUUUGAAUGUUCAGGUUUCUAGAUGCUCAUUGACAAAAUGGGCUUUCAAGACCUCAUUGUUGGUGAAUUUGUCAUUUCCAUGUAUUGUAUCCAUCUGAUGGGCUGCAUUUUGCUAUAUGUAUGUAAUCAAUUUCGCAUUGUAGAGCUUUCCUUUACACAAUAUAGAGAUAAAUAUAUCUUGGAGAUAUUCUCAGUUUACUACUAAUCAGUGUUUUUACAAUUUAAUUACCAAUCUGUAAUUACUCAGUAUUUAAAAAAAAAAAAAAAUUAUGGGUAUAUAGCACAUUACAGGGUUUCUGUUUGACAGCAACUUAAUAAUUUUUAAUUGAAAACAGCCUAUAAGUGCCUCUACUAGGUGGUUAUUGAUUUAAAAUGCUUUGAAAUUGGACACAUUUCAUGGGCUUUAACACAUUUUAAACAGCAGUUCUCUUACUAUCAUCUGUAUAUAAAAUUUUAAAAAUAUAUCCUCUCUACCAUAUGGCAGAAACCCUGCAUUAAUAGGAAAGCAUUGUAUUUUAACCAAAGAGUUAUUGUCAUAAUAAUUUUCAUAAGUAUUAUUAUUUUUCUUUAAGCCUGUGAGCACUGCUUACUUUGAAAUGAAAUAUAACAAUAAGUAAACUUUGAUUUUAGUUGCAUUAUGUAUACCGUAUUAAAGCUGCCAUUUCGAGAA
This is a messenger RNA of Gigantopelta aegis, 4627 nucleotides long. RefSeq names its product membralin-like. The transcript has 11 exons. Gene Ontology annotation, cellular component: endoplasmic reticulum. Lineage: Eukaryota; Metazoa; Mollusca; Gastropoda; Neomphalida; Peltospiridae. The record is from RefSeq and is a predicted model, not a curated record. Gene Ontology annotation, biological process: positive regulation of ERAD pathway; response to endoplasmic reticulum stress. The coding region runs from base 140 to 3061 and encodes 973 amino acids.